AUGUGUAGGUGGAGUGCAGUGUUUGGCUGUGUCACACAGUAAAACAAUGCUUGCGUCAUCGUCGUUUGGCCCAACAAUACUCUGGGAAAUGAUAUUAAAGUUUGAUAUUAAAGUUUAUUUUCACUGUUUUUAUACUAAAUCAAGUACUUUUCGAGGCUAAGUAUCGCUACAUCGCAAACAGGUGGGAAAUUUGUCUGAGCAUGCGCGAGCAAAAUGAGCCACGUAAUUGCGUGGAAUACACGCAACGCGUGUUUACAAAAAGGCGCAAUUGUGUAAAUAUUGCCAAAUGUUUGGUACAAAUUAAAUUACUGUUUUAUGUUGAAAAUGGACAUGGUCUAAAUUAAUCAUACAGAAUUUUUAUAGUGACGUGUUAUAUUUUAGUACCCUGCCAUUGUCCCUGGUGUGCUGUCCGUGUGCAUUCGAUCUGAAACAGUUGCUGCUUUGCUGUCGAAACAUUUCGAAUGUUUACAUGAAAAUAGAGACAAGUCAUGCAUUUUAUAACUUCGCAAACUGUAUGAGCCCCUAUUUUUACGCUUAUACUUAAGAUAUCAAAUAAAAAUACAUGAAACAGAGAACAUAUUUAGAAAGUUUUAUCGUGAGGCCACGGCCAGUUUUUUAAAUAUUUUCAUUUCUUUUCCGGUAAUCACCAAAAUUACACUGAAGCCGGGCUUGAAUAUACAACAAAUUUUGAAUCUCAUCAAGUACAAAAAUAUUUACGUGUAACCAUAAUAUGCUCAUGGAAUGGAAAUUAAGAGCUAAAUUUUCAAACUAGACCUUCUCAAGGCGGUUUUCAUGACCGAAGUUCACUUUUCGGCCUUUAAUUCUUGGCAAAAAUUUGGCCACAACACGUGCAAAGCAACUAGCUCUCAAAGACUUAGCUAAUAUAUUGUGAGCCCCUAUUUUCCAGACGAUAUGUUUGAUACUUGCAAAUGGUGAAAAGGUUUUUCUUUUCAUUUAUCUUUAUUUGAAAUUGAGGCCACAGGCUAUUUUUAAAAAAAUACAAUUCAAGGUGAAGCUAUUUUUACAUAUUUUCAAAAUUUGUCAAAUUUCGCGAGCUUGUAUUUCGAACUCAGACCGCUGAAGUUACAUUCAGAAACAUAGGAUGGGAAAUUUGAGUAAUAUCAAAUAAAUUUCAACUUACAUUCUAUUGUCAUAUCACGUUUUCUUCGUUUAUUACGGUUUUAAGCAAGCCAUAGCUCGCGUAUACGGUAUCGUGUAUAUGCUUCCAUGUUCACGUUGCCAUAUUCACUUCUUCCAAUCCUUUGAUUACAAAAAUAAAUGAUCCCUAAAAUAAAUGAUCCCAAAACAAAGACUUCAUGAUGGAUUUUUAAAAAAAUAACUGCUAAUUUGUAAAUCGUUGAAAAAAAACCUUAGCUAAAACAGCUUCUUGCUAACUUUCUGCUUUGUUUUGAAUGUAAAUACAAUGAGCUUUGUUUCUGUCCGCGAUUUUUUGGUCAGCGACGACAAAUUUCCCACCUGUUUACAUCGCAACAUUUGGCGAUCCUGCCAGUACAAUUCGAGGAAUUUGCCUUUUGGGUUGUCUAUGGUCAGACCCAUUCAUAAAUUGUCCCUCUGAGAGUAUAGUUUUCUCGGAACCUUAAUUUUGAGCAUUGAUAUUAGGGACUAUAAAGGAGUUAAAAUAGUUAAAUCGCACUGCAAUUGCAUGUUCAGCAGUGGAGGGAGGAUGUUGAGAAGAGAUAUGACUCUUACAUGCGAAACGUGGGACACACGCGCACAGACAACCAGUGGAUUAUUGAGAUCAGUGUAGGGUAGACAAGAGCCUAAACAAACUCAUAUAGGUAUUUGAUAUUAGAGUUUAUUCUCACUGUUUUUAUACUAAAUUGAGUACUGUUUGAGGCUAAGUAUCGUUACAUCGCAACAGGCAUCUUUUAGCUGAUGUUACAGGUGGUUGGUUAUAUCUUUUAGCAUAUCAGCUUAGUUUGUUUCAGUAUGAAGUGGAUAACGGUGGUUAGCUGAUUCCUCCAAUUAGCACGACGCGAAGAUGGAAAAUUGAAGACACUAACUCGGAUUGGAGAACGCACAGUCGGCACAGAUCUAUCAGACGAACUUCCUUUACCCAAGUUGAUCAUGACAAAUCGGAUCUACCGCCUCUACGCUAGUUAAUCUCUUACUAUUCUCUUUUAGAUUUAGGAAAUGACAAUCAAGGACUUGUGUCAUCGGAUGGAACUUUAAAAAUUUGGGAUGUUAAUACAUAUCAAGAAAUUCGUACCCUCAGUGACAGUGAUUGUGACGAUGUAACCUGUUGUGUCGCUAAUGCAAAGCAUAUUAUCUCCGGGAGCUACGAUAACAUUGUGAGACUGUGGUGCUUCCACAAAGGAGAAUUACUCUCCUGUUUUGAAGGCCACGGCGACACUAUCAGGUGGGUUCACACACUUUAGCACCUCUGUGACUGCGGUACCAUUCUCCGAGUAGAAACUUCAGCAUAUAAGAGGGCAACGGAGCGAACACGCCAAAAACAAAAUCCUUCAAAUAAAUAACUUUAAUGAAAACUUAGUUUGUCAUUUAUUAUGCGUUGUAUGAAUUUAAUGAAGUUUUAAAAAAAUACGUCAGAGGUUUAUAGUUGAGAAUAAUUCUACUAAGCCAGUUUACCGAGUUCCGCAUCUCGCGCGUUGUAUACAACAUCUAAAAAUAAUUAAUUUUCUACUGGUGAGGCUUAGAUUUGACUUCCAGUACGACUACCACUGACUAAGUACGCGUGUGAUUGGUUAAUCGGGUAUAGUGAUUACACGUAUAUGCCGGUGGAAGUCAUAUAUAAAUCUCGCUAUUGUUUAAAAGUGAGGACGACGUCUAGAAUUGCCAAUGGACUCUUAAUUAUUUGUUUCUUUACAAUCUAAUCAUAAAUUUCAUUGUAUUAAUAGCCGUCGCAACUUUCCAUUUCGUACAUCGCCAGGGUCACCAGUAACAAUCGAUGUCACCACUUUCAGCCGGCGUCACAUUCGAUGAAUAUCAAAUGAAAUGUUCACCCAUUCAUUUAAACUUUCGGCUGAUACGUUCCGCUAAUAUGUCCCGUGUAGUGGUGUACGUGCACUUCCGCAUAAUUUGAAAUUAUGUUCGUCUGACUUGUUGAAAUUCUCAACCGAGUAUUUGCAGUAUUGUGGUGUCUCGCGAAUUGUGGCCCCGGCGCAUAUUUCCUACGAAAUUUGUUACAAAAUUUCACACUUCGAAAGUUUGGACCCUUUUUUGCGACUGAACAAAUAUAAGCAUAAAAUUCAUUAAACUGGGUUUCUUAUAAACAUAUAUGAUAAAUCCAUAUGAAAUCAACAGGACAGCAACCGAGUUCACAUCGAUGUACUUGUGAGAGCAUCACCAGGGACGUCGCGAAUGCUUAACAUUGGGGCAAUGUCCUGAUACUUUGACUAAGCUUUGGCGAACAUUUUGAUCUACUUUUGAAUGAUUUCACUCCAUCAAAUUCGUUAUGGAACAACUGAAUGUUAGUUGACAAUGUAAACCAAAAUACAAAAUUUCCCGUAGUAGAAUCAGAGACCGCGCAACAAUUUUUGAAAUAUUACUACCUGACCAACUAUCUUAUUGGUCCACUUAUCCGCACCAACUGAAGGCAUGACAGAAAGCUAUUGAACUUCUUGAUAUGUUUUAUAUUUGCAUUAAUUUUUAUUUUUAAAAACCUAUAGAGCUAGUUUUCUACAAAUUCUCAAGGACCGCAAUAGCGCGGGACAGGGGGAGGUGGCUUGCCCUUUCGUGCUUGGUUUGGGAAAUUGGUACACCAAUACUAUACAAAUACUUAGAAUCGUAUGCUCAGUUAGCCAUGCUAUCGUUGCAUGCAAGGUUUGAAUAUACUGAUCGUUCAUGCAAGGCUGAAAUAUAAUUGUGUGGUUGUUGUUUCACAAUAUGUGAAAUCGGCAAGAAUCUUUACUAAUUUUUCAAUUAGACAUGUGUUUCGCAGAAAUAUAUCUGCCCAUCAUUAGGCAAUAUACACAUGCAUGGUUACCUUAGCUGAAAAUGCACUUUCUGGGCCUGACAUUUUCAAACAAACCUGCAUUCAGAAACAUUGGAAAUAUAUCGAUCACACGAACAUGUCGAACAUUACACCAGAGGAUUUAAACCAAAGUAGAAUCCAUCUAAAUAAAGUGGGAACAAUCAAGAUGGCACGCACUUUUACUGAUUUUAUUUAUAAUAGGAAACAUUAGGACAACGCCGUGUGGGAGCCUGUAGCUAAUACUGAAAUACAGCCAAGUAUAGAUGACCAAUCGUCGAUAACCUUGGGUGAGUCAAACGAAUCAAAUUACUCAAAUAUCUCAUUAUAUAAUUUCGAAAAAAUACCAUUUCAUCGGGGCAUGUCUAUGGCAUGUUUGAAUAUAAAUAGUUUAUUUGCCCAUAUAGAUGAAUUACGAGUAUUUAUGAGUAAUAAUAAAGUAGACAUAUUAUGUAUUAAUGAGACCAAACUUGAUUCAUCAAUUAAUGACAAUGAAAUCCAUAUACCAAAUUUUGAAAUCAUUCGAAGAGAUCGACGUACAAAUGGCCGUCACGGUGGCGGCAUUUGCAUUUACAUUAGAAGUAAUAUUAAUUACAAAAUACGACAUAAUCUACAAUCUGAAACUCUCGAAAAUCUAGUUGUAGAAAUUAAGAAACCACGAUCUAAGUCUAUCCUAGUUAGUACAUGGUAUAGACCUCCAGAUUUACCUACUAUAGUUACUUUGCCGAAUUCGAGCAAAUGAUUGGAUCGUUCGAUGCUGAAAAUUUAGAGUAUUUUCUGCUUGGUGAUUUAAAUGUUGAUUUUACCCCAACAACUGAGUCACCGAGCAAGAAUAAAGUAAAAGAAAUAUAUACUUGAUAUAUACGAUGUCGAACAAUUAAUAAACGAACCGACAAGAAUUACUGCUACAUCUAGCACCCUGAUCGAUUUAUGCCUAACCAAUACACCUGUAAAUAUUGUGAAGUCUGGUGUCAUACACGUAUCUAUUAGUGACCAUUCAUUAAUAUAUAUGAUACGUAAGGCUAACUAUAUACGAGGGAGCCCCAGAACGAUAGAUGAUAGAACAAUGAAGAACUUCAACAGAGAAUUGUUUCUAAGAGACCUUGAACUAAACCAUUGGGAUAGUGUCUAUUGCUCCCAGGACCUUAACGAAAUGUUUGAUGUCUGGAAAAAAAUGCUCAUGAAAACCAUAAAUAAGCACGCACCACUUAGAUCCAGGAGAAUUAGAAAUAGAAAAUCUCCCUGGAUUACAAAAGAUUUAAGACGCCAGAUAUUUAACCGAGAUUACCUAAAAAAGAAAGCUGUUACAUCCAAUGAUCUUAAAAUCUGGCACCAAUAUCGACAAACUCGAAAUCACAUUAAUAAUGAAAUUAAAAAAAACUAAACAAGCUUAUUAUAAGAAUAAUCUUGAAUCGAGUAAAGGCAACAUGAAAAAAACAUGGAACCUUAUAAAUGAACUAAGCUCUAGAAAUGUAAGCAAAACUAAAAAGAUAACACAAUUAGAUUUUGAAGAGCGAGAAAUAACUGCACCUGAAGAAAUAGCUGAAACAUUUAACAGCUACUUCUCAGGUAUUGGUGAAAGACUUGCUUCCGAUAUUCCUGCUCCUGUGCGUGAUCCAGUAUUUUAUCUUAAACCAACUGAUAAAUCUUUCUCUCUCAAAACUCCCUCCGUUAACACAGUUUAUCAACUGCUGACUACAUUAGAUGAUAAGAAGUCAGCUGGUUUGGACAAUAUACCAAACAAAUUCCUAUAGAUAGCUGCAAGUGUUAUUGCACCCUCGUUAACAGGAAUAUUCACUGCAUCUAUUAAUACCGGAAUAUUCCCGUAUGAAUGGAAGGCAAGAGAGUAACGCCAGUAUUUAAAAGUGGCACAAGAAAUAACCCAGGCAACUAUCGGCCUAUAUCAAUUAUUCCAUGUGUUGCUAAAAUUUUUGAAAAAAUCAUUUUCGAUCAACUACAUGGGUAUCUUGAUUCAAAUAAUUUGCUGAACACAUGCCAAUAUGGGUUUCGACCGUUUCAUAGUACCCUAACAGCGUUGCUAGAAGCCACAAGCGACUGGUCCAUGAAUAUUGACAAUGGCCUAAUUAACGGAGUUGUAUUUAUUGAUUUAAAGAAAGCUUUUGAUACGAUCGAUCAUCAAAUUAUCCUGCAAAAGCUUAAAAAUUAUGGUAUUGACGAAACCAGUCUAACCUGGUUUCAUUCAUAUCUCACUGAUAGAACUCAAAAGUGCCGGGUAAACGGUCAACUGUCAGAUUCUGUGCCAGUGGCCUGCGGUUUCACUCAAGGUAGCAGUCUAGGGCCAUUGCUAUUCCUCAUCUACAUUAAUGAUUUACCGAACUGUCUUGAUCAUACAACUGCAAGAAUGUUCGCAAUAUGUAAAAUCUAUUAAACUAUCUAUCUAUUAAACUAUCUAUCUAUCUAGUUAUGCGUCCGACCCAGCCAAAGUGCUCCAAAAUGUCAUUACCACCGAUUUGAAAGGUCUAAGCGAUUGGCUAACCACUAAUAAACUAAGCUUAAAUAUUGUAAAAACAGAAUUCGUGGUAGUUGGAUCUAGACAGAGAAUAAAAACACUAAAUAAUGAAAUAGAUAUUGAGAUAAACGGUAAUAUGGUCAACCAAGUUACUUCGGUAAAAUCUCUGGGUGUCCAUCUUGAUAAUCACCUUAUGUGGUCUGAGCAUACUGAUAAACUAUGUAAAAAAAUUGCUUCAGCCAUAGGGGCUUUAAAACGUAUAAGAUCCUGCAUUUCAACGAACACGGCUAUCCAAGUAUACCAAGCACUGAUUCAACCUCAUUUUGACUACUGCUGCUCGGUCUGGGAUGGUCUUGGCGAAACGCUAAGUUCUAAACUACAAAAAUUACAGAACCGGGCGGUCAGGGUCAUUACGAGGUCCAGCUAUGACACUAAUGCUACUGUGCUUCUUGAUACUUUACACUUGGAUAACUUAUCGUUGAGACGCAAUAAACUUAAAGCUGGCUUGAUCUUCAAAACACUCAAAGGUGACACACCUACCUAUCUACAAAAUCUUUUUUCAGUUCGUGGCUCAGAAUAUAAUCUUAGGAACUUUGAAAUGAAAUUAAAUCUACCCAAGCCACGAACUAAUUAUCUGAAGCGAAGCUUUCAGUACAGUGGAGUAGUACUGUGGAAUAGCCUUCCCGAAAAUAUAAGAAUUCCAAUCGUUUUCUCAGUUCCGGAAAGCUGCAAACAAGUAUUAUAAUAGUAUAGAUGAACUCCCACACGGCAAUCUUGUAAACCAGUAGAUCACAUUCUUUUAUUUAUUUUGCAUGCUUAAACUUAUAUAUAUAUAUAUAUAUAUAUAUAUAUAUAUAUAUAUAUAUAUAUAUAUAUAUAUAUAUAUAUAUAUAUAUAUAUAUAUAUAUAUAUAUAUAUAUGUAAUUUAGUUUUCGAUACGCACUCUUAUCUUUUCUAAUUUCGUUUAAAAAGAGACCAAACAUUUUCCAUUUUGACCAACUUUUGAACUUAUUAUUUGUUACACCCUCUCUGCGACGUGCCUGCAUCACACAACUGAAGCUUAACUGCCAGGGCUGUCAUCGCUGAACUUUAUAACAAAGUUCGUGUCUGUUCGUGUUAACACGUUCGUGUUCGUGUCGUGUUAACACUUUGGGGCGCAAGGUGAAGAUCUCAUUUUAUAUUCAGCGGAUGUGACGCAUGCUGAAAUAAUGACACGCCGAUUGUUACUGGUGACGAGGGCGGUGUACGAAACGGAAAUUGCGUCGCCUUCCUGCUAGCUGAAUGUCCCAUAUGCCGUUGUCAAAUUAUAAUUUCACCCCACCACUGUAGACUUUUUGGGUACUUUGGUUGGUUUCCUCAUGUAGUAAGAAUAAAGAUUAACACAAUCUGAUUUCCUUCUGUAGUACCGCUGGACUAAUUGGAAAUUACCUUUACUGAACUAGCUAGUACAGUGUAGAAAUGAAAGAGCAAUCCAGUCUUAAAUGAAGUGACUUUAGUUCAGGUCGACUUUACUUCAUUUGUAAUAAGGUUGAUAUGAUGUUACAUUUCAGCUCUGUGACCGUGAUUGAUGAUGGUUCCAAGGCAUUGUCUGGAUCGGAUGAUGGUACUUUCAGAGUGUGGAAUCUGGGUACUAGUGUCCAUAUGAAACAAGACAGGUCACGUGGUCAUUCGGAAGAAGUCAGUGACAUUGCAGUGACACGUGAUGGCUCCAGAUGUGUUUCCGCUUCCUGGGAUGGUACUUUGAAAGUUUGGGACUGCCAUGCGGGAAAGGAAUGCUUUACUUUGACAGGUAGUCAAAAUUGUUCCAUUUGAGCGGGCUUCCCACUUUAAUUGUGAGAAAACUUAACAUAUUCCUUCAAGCCGGUUCCAGAUGAGGAAGCUUUCUAUGGCAAACUUUGUUUGACAAUUACAGAUGUUCAAAAGCUAGUAUGUUAUCUUUUGAACAAGGUACUCGUCAUAGAAAACUUGACAAAGUUUAAAUUUUACUCGACUGUACGAGUCAACAAAGAAAAUUUGAGAGAGUAAUUUGAGUACUAGCAUGUAGUUGGACAGCGAUAUAUUGUUGUAGUAGCUAUCGUGGCGGCCAGACAAAAAUACUCAAAAACAUCUCAGAGUUUGUACUUGAACCAUAAUCUCCACAAAAUUCAUUACUUCUGGAGUCUAAUCUCAAAGCUCAGAUCGGAAAUAAAAAUUUCGAACGUCAGUCUGAGGUCUCUAAUAUAUUUUACUUAUCCGUCAAUAGGUCUCAAGGGAGUUCCACAAAAUGUUGCAAUCGCCGCUGAUGACCGCCAUUUCGUGACGCUAUCGGAAGAUGUUAAUUGCUUGUCAAUAAAGGUAUAGUCAAAAUCAAUUAAAAAUAUAUGUAUGUGAACUGAUAGACUUUCUCCCUUAAUUAAAGAUUUGUGUGGGAAAUGUCCGCAGUACGGCUGCCUGGAAAUUAUUGACAAAAAUCUUCACUAUAGAAUUUUCUAGUAUUUCAGAACCUCUCUGUAGGAGACCUGGUUGAAGGCAACAUUUUUAACAGGUUUUGUCUAAAUUUUCGGGCAGGUUUUGAAUGUUCCUAUACCAGGACGUCAAAUGCAAUUCCUGGCAGAGAAGUCUAAAGAACUGUCAUGCUUCCAAAGUUGUUAA
Messenger RNA from Paramuricea clavata, 9053 nucleotides. NCBI's taxonomy places the organism in Eukaryota, Metazoa, Cnidaria, Anthozoa, Malacalcyonacea, Plexauridae. The record is from the annotation of a GenBank genome assembly.